AUACAACAUGGCUGACACGGAGUGUAGUCAAUUCGGUUUAUUAACUUUAAUUAACAAACACUUCAUCACAAGUUUUUGAAAUGGAGAUUCUUUUUCAAUUAGUGUUUAUUUUGACAACUCUAACGCACCAAUUGAUAAUUAUACGCGGAGCAGGUACAUAUGGUAGUUAUUUUAUUCUGGGGGUACCGAGAUACAGCUCAGCUACAGCGGAAUUUCAUCUGGUAACGAUGUCCCACGAGACUUUUCACGUCUCCUGUUUGAUAAAGAAAGUAGAACCACCUCUUUAUGAAGACAAGGUCUACCCAACUGAUUUGUAUUUAACAAGAAACAGAGUGGUUGUAAAAUCACUAGACAUUGCACUUAGCGAGAUUUACAGAUCGAUUGUAUUUGAAAACCCCAAGUAUGAAUACGAUUUCGCUGUUACGGUCCUGAUCAUCGAUAAACGGACUGGCUACUGGAUCGAUUCCAUGCUGGCUCUACCCGUGACAUCUUUCAAUACAUUAUUUUAUCUCCCUUGGUUCGGGAACUACGCAAGACAACUCCUAGUCAUGUCUGCUUCGACCUAUGUUUACAACUUCAUCACUCUUUAUCUCUACAACAAGAAUAAUGGGUAUUAUGAAUCGACAGAUAAAAAGGAGCCUAGACGGGAAGAAUUUGCAACUUUUGAUUUUGGAAGUUGUGGUAAUGAUUCAUAUUUAAAAGAUGACGAUGAUGGCGGAGCGUUUCUAGCGUCGCAAGGAGCCUUUGGAGUGAUUAUUGUGACUUGUGAGAACAACUUUCAUUUCAAUUGUGAAUUAGAAAAAACGAAUUACCCUUUUAUAGAGAGCGGCUACUAUGUAGAUUAUGAUAAUAAUAUUCCGAUGGAAUUUGUGGUCUUUAGUAGGAUUACAAUGGCGAAAAUGGAGUCAACAACUCUCCAUGAUGAGUUAAUUAUAGCUGUCGUAUGGGCUCUUAACACUAAAAUUGUAAUCAAUGGAGAACAAACACUGUACCUCAAGAAUAGUGAAAGCAGAAAGAUUGUUUUAGAUUUUGAUUACCCAUUACACAUAAAAACUGACAGCCGUGUGUCCUGCUACUAUAUAGGAAGGGGCAAGGAUUGUACGUCAAGCAUGGCUUUAGCUUGGCUGGUUCCUGUUCAAUUAUUCUACUUUAGCUACGCUUUCAGUGUACCAUUGCCCAGUAAUUCAAGUGUGGGACCCAUGAGAAUUUUUCUGAUUAUGAUUGCUGAAAAAGACACAUAUUCCGAUAUUUUAGUUGACGACGUGCGCGCAUUAAGCUACAAAGCUAUAGUGUCUGAUGUGAGUACAACCACGUACCAAGUGAGGUAUUUGCAAAUCUCACCCGGCUGGCAUUCAGCUUACUCGACCAAUCACGACAACUUCGGCCUCUACUUGUAUGGCUGGAAAGAUGGCGGCACAUUCCUACAUACUGUGGGUUAUGUAGUCAAAGACGAGUCGUGCAAGUUCGACAACUUUGCUAUGGCUUAUAGACCUAUUAAGCCAGGGGACAGAUUAGACAAUGACUGUGAUAAGAGAGUGGACGAAGAUCUUCCAGGUGAAGACCAAGACGGAGAUAAUAAGAUAGGAGAGGAUAUAUCAAGAGGAAGGGAAGAGGACGGAGGAUGGGGUGAAUGGAGUGAAUUUAUCUGUUUAGGGUGUGAGGAAACAUUUUCGAAGAGAAGUCGAUUGUGUGAAAACCCAGCGCCAGAAUACGAAGGGAUGAGAUGUAUGGGAUAUGAGGAAGAGAGUAACAAUGAGAAAUGUCGUGUCUGUAGGAUGACGCCUUGCCCGUUUGGAAAGUAUGGACGCUACUGUGAGAAUACAUGUGGGCAUUGUGCCGGAGCUUGUAACCUAAUCACAGGAAAGUGCCUGUCGUGUUUAGAUGGGUGGACGGGAGAAAAAUGUACAACACCUUGCCCUGAAAUGACCUACGGUCUCGCGUGUAAACAUUCAUGUUUCGAGAAGUGUAAUGGACGAGACUGCAUUGAACGAGUGCAAGGAAUAUGUCCUGCAAUAUACGAUGUGGGUUUAUCAGCUGUUGUGUACUACAUAUUCCUCGUUCUGCUUUUGGGGACCUUGUAUGGUUUCUGUAUGAGUAGGCUACACUUGGAGAAGAAGCCAGAUGUUGUUGUGACAGUAAAGCGUGUGUCUUCUAAAGAAUACACAGUCACUGAACAAAUUAUGACGGAUAAAUAAAAGCAGUAGUCAUUCGUGACAUUUCAU
Physella acuta is the source of this 2222-nucleotide messenger RNA. RefSeq lists its product as uncharacterized. The record is from RefSeq and is a predicted model, not a curated record. Gene Ontology annotation, molecular function: scavenger receptor activity. Lineage: Eukaryota; Metazoa; Mollusca; Gastropoda; Physidae.